GUCCAAUAAUGGUUCUUGUUCCGUCCGCCAUGUCCUAUAACGUUGAUUUCUAUUUUAUCUGCAAUGCAGGCUUUGGUUAUGAAACGUGGAGGGCGUUGAAAUUAGAUAAAACUUAAUUUUUUACGUCUGUAAGACCCAUGCAUGGAGCUGGAAUAUUCAACAGUAUCUUCUGAUGUCUCAACAACAGAUUCAGAGUCAUCCCAGGAGUCUACUCAAUUAGAGGAUAUCAGUGUCGAAGGCUUGAAUAUACAACUACCUCAGGAUCUGUGUGAAAAUAAAGAAGUUUUUAAGCAAUUUUUUUCAUAUAGUAGCUGGCAAGAAAGUUUCACAGAGGAACAGAAGCAACAUCUCAAGAGUUUCUUGCCAACAUUUCCUGGCAGCGAUGAGGCAGAGAAGGAGAAGACACUCCGGCAGUUGUUGGGAAUGGAGAACGUGUACUUUGGCAACCCGAUUGAGCAGUUUUUUCAUCAUCUGAAGAAUGGGCACUACACUGCAGACAUUGCCAGAUUACGCCAUCUCAUGAAGAAAGCCGAAAGGAGGGCAUAUAGGUACCAGGAGAGGCGGCGCCUGUCGCGGCUGCUGAGGCAGCUGCUGGUGUCGCGGCAGCAGCAGCUGCAGGCGGCCGGCGGCCAGCCCCCGGGGGGGCCCUCCAGGCCGGAGCGCCUCCCGCCCCGGCCCCGGCCCAGGCCCAGGUUCUCGGUGGAGCAGAGGGCGCGGCGACGCUACUUCCAGGAGCUGGAGCUGGUCCGCCAGGAGGUGGGCGAGAGCGACCACAGCUCCGAGGACGACAACUACCCGGAAGGUCCACCAAUCAAGCUCAAUAAGAAGCAGAAGAAACAGUUAUCUGUUCUAGAAUGCUCACUAAGCGCUGACUUCAGUUGUGUCACUUCUACUUUGUCCUCUAAGCCAAGUGGCUUUGAUCUGGAAGCUAAUGUAACUGCCAGUUUUAACCCUUAUGAAAUUAAUGAAGAUGCUUACCGAGCUAUACUUCUGGGUCACAAGAGAAGAAGACAAGAUAAAGAACAGGAGAUCGCUGAACUGGACACCUACGGCAUCACCCUCGACGACGUAGAAGCGAGAGCGCAGAUCGGCAAGCGUCCCCUCAGUAAGAACGGCCAGCACGUCAGCGAGGCGAAGCUGCCUUCCAAGAAGAAGGCUAGCAAGAACUUGAAUGUUUCCACGCAGGUUGCACAGAUGUCGUACAGUGAUAUCAGUCCUCAGGUUCCUUUUGGGGAUAGUUCGAAUUCUGACAUCCCUGACACGGAGGAAGAUGAACCCUCAUCAGUGAUGAUGGAUGAAUUUGACGGGUUGGAUGUUGAAGUGGAAACAAAAAUGCCACCGUCAAGAAAUAAACGCACAAAUAGUUCUGGGUCCCCUCGCAGCGGGAAGGGCGGCCCGGCAGCGGGGCUGGAGCCCCCCGACCCGGAGGACGACCCAGCAGGGGUGCCACUCCCGCCGGCCGGCACCACGCGGCAGGCCACGCUCUCCGACCUCGACGGCAUCGACAUGAUGAACCUGCCCGUGGACCUGGAGGACGAGCCGGACGUCAAGCCAACACCGGAGCUGAUGCAAGAAACCCAUGCAUGUUUCUUCUCUCUGAUUCGCGAUGUCAUCUGCUCCACCCCAAACCACAGGAUGAACCUGUCGACGUUAGAGGACCGCCUGAAGGCGUGGCAGGAGAGUCCGAUAUCACCUCUCAACGACUGGUACUGCAUCGCCGCCGACUCCUGGUUGCUGAUGCUGCCCUCUGCCAUCAGCUUUCUCUCUGGAGACUACCCAGAUGCCCAGCCGGACGACUUUGUGCCAUACCUGGAGUACAAGCCUCACCUGGUGGUGUACCAGUGGAUCGGGGCGGGCCGCGACUCUGAUGCCCACCUGGUGCCCCUGUGUCGACACUGGCUGGAGCACCGUGAGGAGAUGGUGGCACGCCCCAUCAAGGAGGAGGACGGACUGGAGGAGUCCUUGGAGGGGCUGGACGACCGAGCCUGCUCCCCCCCUCCCCCGCGCUACCCCACGUCCUGGGUGGUGCGGCCCGCCUCGCCCGGCGAGAAGGAGGUCUUCCGCGACCAGGAGCGACAGCGCUACGAGCACCCACACAGAGCCUUCACGUUCAGGAUGCACGGCUACGAGUCGGUGGUGGGACCGGUGAAGGGCGUCUACAACCAGAGUGUCGGAGCCAACAAGCCUCGCGGCCACUCCCUGCUGGUCGCAGAGCGCCCCAACUUUGUCACCAUUCUGGCACUCGUGCGAGACGCGACGGCGCGCUUGCCUAACGGCGAGGGCACGCGCUCCGACAUCUGUGAGCUGCUGAAGGACUCGCAGUACCUGGCCUCGAUCACGCUGGAGUCGUACCUGCACUCCGUCGUCAGCGGAGCCUUGGACAGGUUGCACUACGAGCCUGACCCCUGCGUCAAGUACGACACCAAGCGCAAGAUAUGGAUCUACUUGCACCGGGGGCGGUCCGAAGAAGAGUUUGAGCGUCUUCACCAGCAGCAGCAGGGGAUGGUGAAGACGAAGAAGAUGCCGACCCACCGCAAGACGAGCCGCAGCAAGCAGCAGAAGGAAGCAGCGUCGUCCUCGGUGCCUCCCGUGCCGGCGCCCAAGGACUCCGCCUCGGUGCCGGCUCCACCGGCGGUGACCGCGGCUGCCGCCUCCACUCCCACCACCCUGACGCACAAGACCGGCCGAGCGUCGAGGCCGGUGCCGCUUGCUGGCCACUCCGUGCACAAUCUCCAAGUGUCCACCCCAUCCGGCAUUCAGGCUAUACAGGUCACAAAUGCGCCAGUGGUGUUGGGCAAAUCGUUAUUGUCAUCAAAUGCAGCAUCCGCGGUCCAGGGUACAUCCAUCAUCAAGACGGUGGCAUCCAGCUCGUUGCCAUCACAGCAACCGCAGACAGUCGCCGCUGGUUCUCGAGGCCCUCGUGUGUCGCCCGGCAGGUCGGUGCUCAUGGAGAGUGGGCAGGCCGGCCGCAGCACCUCCCCCCUGCCCCUGGUCUCCAGCGGCUCCCGCGCAGCCGCCCAGCUGCUCGGCAUGUCCCAGCUGGUGAGCCCCAGGAGCCCCCAGCCCGGCGUGCCCGUGCUGUCCGGCAUGAAGCUCGUGAAGGGCGGAGACUCGUCCCAGACCAUCUUCAUCAAGCAGGCCCAGGCGCCGGCUGGCGACCACUUGCAGCAGGCCAAGCAGCAGGCAGCAGCCAUCGCGCAGCUGCAGCAGAAGCUGCAGCAGCAGCAGCAGCAGCAGCAGCAGCAGCAGCAGCAGAGGCUCGUCACCAGCAUGUCCGUGCUGAGCCAGGGCCAGCCCACGCCAAGGGUCGUCGCGCGGGUGUCGUCGCAGCAGGCGACGGUGCCCGGCUCCAAGCAGCAGGCCAUCGUGGCCAAGGUGCUGUCCGUGGAGAGCCUGCUCACUCACCAGAAGCAAGGAGCUGCCCUGAGGGUGGCUGCGGCCGGCAAGGCAGGCCAGACCAGUCUCAUCCAGAUCCCCAGCAGCUACAGCAGCUCGCCGGGCGGCGUGGCCCAGUUCGCAGUCGUGUCGCAGGGCAGCCUGCUGUCCGUCAGCCAGCAGAGAGUUGCCACGCAGCACCAGCAGCAGGUGACGAAGCUGGUGAGUGCGGUGUCGGGCAAGCCGGUGAUGGCCACUGCUGCCAACCUGCGCAUGCUGAGCCCGGGAGGGACGGGCGGGAGCAUCAACCUGGCCCACAUCGGGGGCAAGCCCGUGCUGCUGGCCAGCAAGUCGCAGGCAGCAACCGCGCAGAACGUGAUGCUGGCGUCGCAGGCGGCGGGCGGCCACCAGACGGUCGUGUUGGCAGCCUCGCAGGGCGGUGGCCUGGUGCUGCAGCAGGGCGGCACCCAGCAGAUCCUGCUGCCGCCGGGCUUCCAGGGCGGCACCCUCAACAUCAAGACCCUGCCGGGCCUGCAGGGGCUGCAGGGGCUGCAGGGGCUCAAGGUCAUCCCCCUGUCGCAGUCGCCCGCCGCCGCCGCCGCCGCCGCCAAGGGCAGACAGCAAGUGUACGCGCGGAUCAUCAGCCCCGGGCUGAGGCCGGCCGGUCCAGGGGCGACGGUCUCCCUCCAAGGAGCAGCCCCCGAGACGCAGGCUCCCUCUACACCCCUGCCCGCCCCCUCCACGUCUAUGGAGUAGUGAUUGCAUUUGUGACAUUUUAUGCCUAGUAAGAUUUUUAUAAUAAAAUUAGCAACUAUUAAAUCAAAUUUACUGUA
Bacillus rossius redtenbacheri is the source of this 4208-nucleotide messenger RNA. RefSeq names its product nuclear factor related to kappa-B-binding protein. The record is from RefSeq and is a predicted model, not a curated record. Gene Ontology annotation, cellular component: Ino80 complex. The coding region runs from base 142 to 4131 and encodes 1329 amino acids. The transcript is spliced from 22 exons. NCBI's taxonomy places the organism in Eukaryota, Metazoa, Arthropoda, Insecta, Phasmatodea, Bacillidae. Gene Ontology annotation, molecular function: protease binding.